Blastomyces dermatitidis ER-3 is the source of this 353-nucleotide messenger RNA. RefSeq lists its product as uncharacterized. NCBI's taxonomy places the organism in Eukaryota, Fungi, Ascomycota, Eurotiomycetes, Onygenales, Ajellomycetaceae. The record is from RefSeq and is a predicted model, not a curated record. The coding region runs from base 1 to 294 and encodes 97 amino acids. The transcript has 2 exons.
AUGAAUUCCACAUUCAAUGGAGCAGCAGAUCAACAGCGCAGGCCCAGUUUUAUUCAGCCAGUUGCACGUACAAGAGAUGAUAUCAACGGAGACCCGAUGAUCGUCAAAGCUUCGCUCUUGAGGACCCCCAGAAGCAAUCAACAAGCAGGAAACAAGUCGCCUGGAGCGUGCAGAAGUAGUCGCAAGAUUUGGGGAGUGGAGAAGCGAGUGACGAUUGAGUUGACUAGCGAGAGGUUGGGGGCAAACAGCGAUACAACUGGCCACUGGGGGUCCGGAACAGCGCGGCGUCGGUGAGGUUGUGCUGCGAUCUCGGGGGUUAUUAUCCCAUCCACUCCACUAGGGAUAGCCUGGAG